Molecule: messenger RNA, 1269 nt
Organism: Hemicordylus capensis (graceful crag lizard)
Lineage: Eukaryota; Metazoa; Chordata; Lepidosauria; Squamata; Cordylidae
Product: alpha-1-antitrypsin-like
Exons: 4
Coding region: 1-1269 (422 amino acids)
Biological process (GO): negative regulation of endopeptidase activity
Molecular function (GO): serine-type endopeptidase inhibitor activity
Source: RefSeq, a predicted model, not a curated record
AUGAAGCUCAUCUUCUUCUUGUUGUUAUUGAUUGGUCCUCAACUCCAUUGUUCAGAUCAUUUUCCAGGAUAUCACAAUCACAGCCAUUGCCAGCAUGCUCAAAGAGACCAACUUCCACUUGAAGUCCCCCGUGACAUCCCAAACUAUUGUAAAAUAGCUUCCAGUAAUACUGACUUUGCAUACAGAUUGUACAACCUAAUUGUUACAAAUGGAACUGACAAAAAUGUUUUCUUUUCUCCCCUGAGCAUCUCCACAAUUUUUGCCUUGCUGACCCUGGGUGCUAAAGGUGAAACGUUUAAUCAGAUUAACAAAGCACUUGCAUUUAAUCUAUCAGAGAUCGAAGAGAAGGAGAUACAUGAUGGAUUUCGACAGCUCACCCACGUGCUUAACCAUCCACAUAAACAAGCACAGGUGAACAUAGGGAAUGCCUUGUUCAUAAAUGACUCAUUUACAAUAUUGCCUAAAUUUUUAGAGGAUACCAAGACCUGGUACAAUGCCAAAGCCUUUUCUGUCAACUUUGGGAAUACUGUGGAAACUAAAAAACAGAUAAAUGCGUAUGUGGCAGAAAAAACACAUGGGAAAAUAGCCCAUGCUAUUGAUCACCUCGCCAAAUACACUGCAAUGCUUAUGUUGAACUAUAUCUUCUUCAAAGGCUACUGGAAAAUACCUUUUGACUCUAAAUAUACCAGCGAAGAAGAUUUUUUUGUAAAUGCAACCACAACCGUCAAAGUUGACAUGAUGUUCCAAAAAGGAUAUUACAAGGUUCUCCAUGAUGAAGAUGCAUUUUCCUGGGUGGUGGAAAUACCUUACAAAGGACAUGCCUCCGCAUGGUUCCUCCUGCCAUCUAAUGGGAAGCUGAAUGAUGUGGAGGGGUCUUUGGAGAACAAUAUUUUUUCUAAAUGGAUGGCAAAAGUUAGAUACAGAUAUAUAGAACUGCGUGUUCCAAAAUGUUCUGUUACUACAUCCUAUUCUCUCAAAAAACUGAUGAAGGAACUGGGUGUGACUGAUGUCUUUAAUGGCAAUGCUGAUCUGUCUGGAAUUACUGGAAGAAGCAGUCUGUCGGUUUCUGAAGUUACUCACAAGGCUGCUCUGAAUAUAUGGGAAAAUGGCACUGAGGCAGCAGCGGUCACCGUAAUUAAAUUUAUGACAGGACCUGCUCAAAUCCCUUCUGUCAUCACAUUCAACAGACCACACCUACUGAUCAUAACUGAUAAUCCAACACAAAGCAUAAUCUUCAUGGGGAAAAUUAUGAACCCUAAUGACUCAUGA